UUUUCAAGGCAGGCAGCGGCACCACUGAGCUAAAUCCCUGGCCCUGAUACUUGUACUUUUGAAGUAUGGGCAUGUGCCGGCAAUGACAGCUAAGUCAGCAUGGCAGCCAGGCAGCCAGCAAACAACUAUGCCAUGUAACCUGACUUCAGAGAUGUUACAUGUGAAAAACAGAGCCUCAGAACAGGGCAGGUGUAACUGCCACAGCUGGACGACUCACCCUGACCCCGACAUGGAGGGGGGCCAGGGGCACACACUUGAAGACUUCCUGAGAGGGAGCCUGGCCACCUGGGCGCUGGGACUGGCUGAGCUAGUGGGGGAAGCGGAGGAGCCUUUGAGGACGGAGGAGGAGGAAGAGGAAGAGGGAGUUCUCAGUCUGGAGAAGAGGUUCCUGUGGCUCAGCGAUGGGGCCCUGCUCCUCCGGGUGCUGGGUAUCAUUGCCCCCAUUUCCCGAUGGGCACACAGGAUGGCCAGCAGCCACGAUGGACCUGAGGCCUGUAGGGUGUGGAACCUGAGCCAGCUGUGGAUCCGACUCAGGGAAUUCUACCAGGAGGAGCUGCAGUUGCUGGUCUUGUUGCCACCCCCAGACCUCCAGAUACUGGGGUUUGACCCCCUUUCAGGGGAGGCAAUGGAGGGGCUGGGAGGCUUGCUUCGGCUGCUGCUGGGGGCAUCGGUGCAGUGUGAGCACCGGGAACUCUUCAUCCGCCAUAUCCAGGGGCUGAGCCUUGAAGUUCAGAGCGAGCUGGCUGCUGCCAUCCAGGAGGUGACCCAGCCUGGGGCUGGUGUAGUGCUGACACUGGCUGGACCAGAGCCUGGGGAGCUGGCGCCUUUGGAGUUGGAGAUGUUGUCCCGGAGCCUAAUGGGGACACUAUCCAGGCUGGCCAGGGAGAGGGACCUGGGGACUCAGAGACUGGCAGACCUGCUGCUGCAGCGAGAGCAGGUUCCCUUGCUGUCUGAGGCUCCUGGCAGGGCUCCCGCAGAGGGUCCUUCACACCACCUGGCGCUGCAGCUGGCCAAUGCCAAGGCCCAGCUGCGGCGCCUGAGGCAGGAGCUGGAGGAGAAGGCCGAGUUGCUGCUGGACUCUCAGGCCGAGGUGCAGGGCCUGGAGGCCGAAAUUCGAAGGCUUCGCCAAGAGGCUCAGGGGCUGUCCGGACAGGCCAAGCGGGCCGAGCUGUACCGCGAAGAGGUGGAGGCUCUGCGGCAGCGGACGGGACGCUUGUCCCGACUGCAGGAGGAUCUGGGGCGCUGUCGCCAACGGCUUCAGGCUGCAGAGGCUUGCAAGAGCCAGCUAGAGGAGGAACGCGCGCUCUCAGGAGCCCUGGAGGCCUCGAAGGCGCUGCUGGAAGAGCAGCUGGAGGCUGCCCGAGAGCGCUGUGCUCGACUACAUGAGACCCAGCGUGAGAACUUGCUGCUACGCACACGGUUGGGCGAGGCUCAUGCGGAGCUGGACUCUCUUCGGCAUCAGGUGAACCAGCUGGCAGAAGAGAACGUGGAGCUGGAGCUGGAGCUCUGCCGGAGUCUGGAGCCACCCCCAGACUCCCCUGCAGAGGCACCUCUGCCCAGAACAGCCCCCUCGCUGCAGGAUGAGGUGAGGGAGGCAGAGGCAGGGCAGCUGCGAACCCUGGAGCGGGAGAAUCAGGAGCUUCGAGCCCUGCUUCAGGUGUUGCAGAGGCAGCGAGGUGGCCAGCUCCCCCUGCUGGAGGAGCAGAGCAGGGAGUCAGUGCUUCUGGUACUGGAUGGCACUUCCCGGACACCCUUGGCUUCUGACCUCAACCCCCAGGGCUUCUUUUGCCAGGUGGGGGAUCAAGACCCCCAGCAGGCUCACCCUGCAUCAGACUCAGGCCUGGAGGGAUCAGCUGAGAAUACCCAGGCAUCUGACUCACACCGAGCAGUGACAGAGAGGCCUUUCCAGGCAGCUGCUCCAGCCUCCCAGACCUCACACUUGACUCCCCAAGAGUCACAUGCUGGCGUGGAGGCACAGAGGUCCCUGGAGAAGCCUACCUCUGGAGCCCCUCUCCAGUCACCCAUUUCUCUAGCCCCAUAUCAGGGUCCAGAGAUCAAAAUUGAGAAGCAGCAGUUGCUGGAAGGAGAGACUGGGGAGAUGCAGCCUCCUCAAAAGGAGUUGAUGCCUGAAGCCCAGGGUCUGAGAAAGGAACAUCCUGAGCACAAGCAAGGCUCCUCAGAGCUCAGCCUCUGUGUGCUGCUGGAGAAGGAGACUGUGGGUCAGCCACUGGAUGAGUCCACCAAAUGGACAGAAGCCCAAGGGCAUGAAUGGAGGCUGGAGAGAAUGGUUGGAGGACCAGCCCCUCCCUUACCAGAGCAGACCUCUAAAGAUGCUCCUGAUGCCAGGGCCUGGGAAGGGCCGAUCUCAGAGGAAGCCCUGGGUAGUGGUGUCUCAGAGCAGGAUGCCCUCAGGGAGGAGUUAGCACUGCUAAGGACAGAGGCUGUGGCUCUGGAGGCUGAGCUGGAGGCCCAGGCCCGAAGGCUGGAGGCCCGAGGUGCAGAGGUGGCCCGGCUCUCUGAGGAGCUGUCCCACGCAUGUAGGGCAGAGGCUGAGGCCCAUCGGGAGGUGGAGGCCCAGGUCCAGGAGCAGGCCCGGCUGCAGGAAGCUGUGGAGGCAGCUGGCCGGGAGCUGGAGGCUUUGUCACGGGAGCGAGAGGCACUGGCAGAGGCGCUGGCAGCAGCAGGUCGAGAGCGGAGGCAGUGGGAACGCGAGGGGCCCAGGCUGCGGGCUCGGGCCGAGGCUGCUGAGGAACGGGUACAGGCACUGGAGAGCCAGGGCCAAGACCGCCUGGAGGAGGCUGAGCGGGAGCGCCAGGAGAAGCAGGCCCUCAGCGAGGAGCUAGAGAAGGCCAUGCUACGGGGCCAGGAGCUGGGGUCCCGCCUGGAGCACCUGCAGCAGGACCUGGAGCAGGCGGCCCAAGAGCGCCAGAAGUUUCUUCGGGAACAAGAGAACCAGCAGCAGAGGUACCAGGGCCUGGAGCAGCGGCUAGAGGCUGAGCUGCAGGCUGCAGCCACCAGCAAGGAGGAAGCGCUGAUGGAGCUCAAGAGCAGGGCACUGAAGCUGGAAGAGGAGCUGCUCCAGCUGCGCCAGGGCCCUGUGGGGCUUGCUUCCGAGGGGCACUCUGAGUCACAGAUUGCAGCGGCCCAGGGCAGCCGGCUCAUUGAGGUGGAGCGCAGUAAUGCAACGUUGGUGGCUGAGAAGGCGGCUCUGCAGGGACAGCUGCAGCACCUGGAGGGGAAGCUGGGGAGCCUACAGGACCGGGCCCAGGAGCUGCUGCUGCAGAGUCAGCGGGCACAGGAGCACAGUAGCCACCUACAGGCUGAGAAGUCUGUGCUGGAGCUGCAAGGCCAGGAGCUGCACCAGAAGCUGGGGGUGCUGGAGGCAGAGGUUCGUGCAGCACGGCAGGCCCACGAGGAGGCGAGAGGGCAGCAACAGGCCCUGCUGCGGGACCACCAGGCCUUGGUGCAGCUGCAGCGACGGCAGGAGGCCGAGCUGGAGCGACUGCUGGGCCGGCACCGUGACCUCAAGGCCAAGAUGCGGACGCUGGAGCUGGCCCACCGGGAGCUGCAGGGCCGGCAUGACCAGCUGCAGGCCCAAAGGGCAAAUGUGGAGGCACAGGAGGUGGCUCUGUUGGCAGAGCGUGAGCGCCUGAUGCAGGAUGGACACCGGCAGUGGGGCAUGGAGGAAGAGCUUCGGAGGCUGCAGAGUGAACACGACAGAGCUCAAGUGCUGCUGGCGGAGGUAUCUCGGGAGCGCGGGGAGCUGCAGGGUGAACGUGGGGAGCUGAAAGGGCGGCUGGCGAGGCUGGAGCUGGAGAGGGCACAGCUCGAGGUACAGAGCCAGCAGCUGCGCGAGUCUAACCAGCAGCUGGACCUGAGCGCCUGCCGGCUGGCCACACAAUGCGAGCUGCUGACAGAGCUGCGGAGUGCCCAGGAGGAGGAGAACCGGCAGCUGCUGGCUAAGGUGCAGGCCCUGAGCCGGGAGAACAGGGAGCUGUUGGAGCGCAGUCUGGAGAGCCGGGACCACCUGCAUCGGGAGCAGCGCGAGUACCUAGACCAGCUUAAUGCUCUUCGCCGUGAGAAGCAGAAGCUAGUAGAGAAGAUCAUGGACCAGUACCGAGUGCUGGAGCCUGGGCCCCUGCCCCGGACCAAGAAGGGCAGCUGGCUGGCAGACAAGGUGAAGAGGCUGAUGCGGCCCCGGCGGGAGGGGGGCCCCCACGGGGGGCCACGCCUGGGGGCCGAUGGGGCUGGCAGCACCGAGAGCCUGGGGGGCCCCCCAGAGAUGGGGGGCCCCCCAGAGACGGAGCUCCCCGAGGGCAGGGAGGCAGAUGGGACAGGGGUCCCUUCACCAGCACCCAUGCGCCGGGCCCAGAGCUCCCUCUGCCUUCGAGAGACCCUGGCUGGCAGUGGGCAGCGACGGAAACUCAGUUCCCGGCUUCCCACGGGGCGAAGCUCAGAGUCAUUUAGCCCAGGGGAUACCCCCCGGCAGAGAUUCCGCCAGCGCCGUCCAGGCCCCCUGGGAGCACCUAGCACCCACAGCAAAGGGUCUGCUUUGUGCCCAUCAGGUGUGGAAUGGGACGGCUCCGCUGAGACCCUCCAGGAACAUGAAGCAGAUGCCAACAGAGAGAGCCUCAAGGAGCAGGAACCGGAGAAACAUCCCCUCGCCACAUCCCUCAGCCAGUGACACAGUGGGGACACGGAGCUUGGGAGUGCAGCCCUCUCGACACUGGAGCAUUAGUGGAAGCCCCAGGCAGCUCAAGAACUCGGGGGACCAGGGCACCCAGGGAGAAUCCUUGGACAAAAAGGCCUGGGUUCCCAGGUCCUCCACUGCCCACUCUGGGGUCCUUGGAUGGAGUUUGGAUCAAUUCGUGG
This is a messenger RNA of Heterocephalus glaber (naked mole-rat), 4872 nucleotides long. Lineage: Eukaryota; Metazoa; Chordata; Mammalia; Rodentia; Bathyergidae. The record is from RefSeq and is a predicted model, not a curated record.